AGUUUCAACUGCCGAAAUUAACGUCGGCACCAUGACUGAAACUUGACUUUCCAUGCUUUAUUUUCAGUCCAAAAUCACAUUAUUUUUUACAAAUCGCUGGAAGAUUGAAACAGAACCCGCCGGUAUCAUCGCCGGAAGUUGUGAAAGUCAUCUCCCUUACUAACUUCCGCUUUUAUGAAAGUUAAAUUUUAGUCACUGCUUUGUGUUCAACGUCGUAUUGAAAGUUCACUACUCACCUUAUAAUGAUUUUGGUACAUCACUAGCAUUUGAAUGAAACUUGAUUUUCCCCAUUCAGAAUGGCAAAACGUAACUACAGUGGUUCAUUUAGAGGAAGACCUCAGGGUAAUAGAUUCCAGUAUGGAGGACCAUAUCCACAACAAGAAGUGCUCAAUGCUAGACAUAGCUUUUCUAUGCAGUUCUAUAACAAUACUAAUCGGUCUAUUAGGAGUUUAAAAAUGAAAAUGAGCAAUAGCAUUAAUUUCUUUCACAGAGAGCAAAUAGAGUCGGUAAUUCCAGAAGCAUUUGGUGCAUUCCAGGCAGACUCAGAUCAUGAAGAGGAAAGCAGACCAAUAGAAGGAUGUGAAUCUGUUCAAAUGAAUGGAAGAAAGAUAGAUAUACACACAAUAAAGGAGGAAAACAUAGGUAAAGAGUCUGAAAAUAAGACAUUGAAUGUAUCAAACAAAAACAGUACAAUUUCUAACCUUAUAAAGUCACCUAGCAGUACAAGCUUAAAUUCUUCCAGUGAACCACCAGUUAAGAGACAGAGAUUAUCUAUUGACAGUGAAACAUCAAAUUCCAAUGAUAAUCAGCCUUUGUCUAAUGUUGACCCAAAUGGCAAUAUACAAAAUGGUUCAGUAACCAUUAAAGAAUCAGUAAGUUUUGUAGAGAAUGCGCCCAGCAGCUCUCAGAAUAACAACAUAUUCAAUGGUAGCUUUGGUGAUAUAAACAUUGUUAUAUCAAGUGAUGAUGAAGAAGUGGAAGAGGUAGAAUUGUCUGAUGAAGAGGAAAUCGACUUAUGUUUGAUGUGUGACCUUUGUUUACAUGUCAUCAGAGGUUGUGACAAAGUUAGCGAACAGCUUAUGAAAAGUCAUUUCAUUAAUGCACAACAUAAUGCUGCCAGUCUUAUAGAAGCCAAAAUAGAAAGCGAUAAAAUAAUUCCUAGGUAUGUUGAAGACAGACAUUGUAUGGCUAACAAUUCUAUAGAUACUAAUAUAAUACCACUAUGUCCUCAAUGUGAUAUGAUCCAUGGAAGCAUAUGGACUUGUGCUUUACAUUUUCAACAGAAACACGAUGAAAAUGAAAGUGGUGUUUAUGGUUUAGGCAAAGUUGUAAAAAGAAUGGUAGUCGAGGUGUCUCCAGUACACAUUUGCCCAACAUGCAAACAGGAAUUUCCAAGUGGUAGCAAAUUGCACAAACACUGGAAGACUAAAAAACACUUUCCAUUCGCAGAACCAACAAAGAAUCAGAUCACAGAGUUUCUAUGCAAAGAAUGUGGGAGGAAGGAGCAGUCUUUUAUAUUCAUGAGAGGACAUAUGCUUGGUGCACACACUAGUAAAUCUACUGGAAGAACAGCAUUAAUGCAGAUUUUAUAUAUAGAGAAAACAUCUAGGCUCUGUCUACUGCCAUCAAAGCCAAUGUCAGUAGGCAGACAACUUGCUGAGAAUAAACGAUUGUUUACACAAACUGUAAAAGGUAUGGGUAAAAAAAAGAAAAAACGAUUAAGGAAGGCAGUGUUGCCAUCUAAGGCAGAUGUUAUAUAUUACACGACAGGUGUAGAUGAGCACAAAGAUAGAUAUGAAAAAUUUAUCAGCAAUCACGUACAUUAUAACAGGUAUCACUAUACUGUACCACAAUCAUGAGGGCAACAUCUGUAAUUAGACAUCUCUGUAGAUACAUGUAAGAUAGACCAGUUUGGGGUUUUAUGGGUUGCUUUUAUGUUAAGUGUUCCCCUUAUAAACAUUCUUAAAUCUUAAUACAGAUGGGCAUUACUACCUGUUAUUGUAAGUGGUGCAUUAAUUUGACCAGUCAUUUAUAUUUGAUAAAUAUUUUAAAGUGUUUAAUGUUUAAAGAUAGUAUUAAAUAAAGGACAUUCCUUUCAUUUACCAAUAAAAAUAAUCUCUGAUUUUAAAGGUAUAUUGUAAUAAUAAGCAAAAAAUCACUUUAGCAAUUUCAAGGAUUCUUAUCUUACCUCCUUCAUGUCAAUAAUUGUGUUUUUUUUAAUUAACAAUCAUUU
This is a messenger RNA of Mytilus trossulus (common blue mussel), 2233 nucleotides long. RefSeq lists its product as uncharacterized. Bases 297 to 1859 code for a protein of 520 amino acids. Lineage: Eukaryota; Metazoa; Mollusca; Bivalvia; Mytilida; Mytilidae. The record is from RefSeq and is a predicted model, not a curated record. The transcript has 2 exons.